Hippopotamus amphibius kiboko is the source of this 529-nucleotide messenger RNA. RefSeq names its product NOP10 ribonucleoprotein (gene NOP10). Gene Ontology annotation, molecular function: telomerase RNA binding; box H/ACA snoRNA binding. Bases 91 to 285 code for a protein of 64 amino acids. The record is from RefSeq and is a predicted model, not a curated record. Gene Ontology annotation, biological process: snRNA pseudouridine synthesis; positive regulation of telomerase RNA localization to Cajal body; rRNA pseudouridine synthesis. The transcript has 2 exons. NCBI's taxonomy places the organism in Eukaryota, Metazoa, Chordata, Mammalia, Artiodactyla, Hippopotamidae. Gene Ontology annotation, cellular component: box H/ACA telomerase RNP complex; box H/ACA snoRNP complex.
GCUAUACAGGAAGGAAAUUGACCAACACGUGAGGGCUUCUGCUAAGAGGCAGCUGCAGAAGGCGUUGGUAGCUCACGCUUCGGUGUGGUCAUGUUCCUCCAGUACUACCUCAACGAGCAGGGAGACCGGGUCUACACGCUGAAGAAGCUUGAUCCUGUGGGACAGCAGACCUGCUCGGCCCACCCUGCUAGGUUCUCUCCAGACGACAAAUACUCUCGACACCGAAUCACCAUCAAGAAACGCUUCAAGGUGCUCAUGACCCAGCAACCGCGCCCCGUCCUCUGAGGAUCUCUUAAAAUUUCAUCUCUUCUGCUGCCUGCUAGCCUCAGGAGACUUUCUGAAACCAAGCUCUUCAGUCUGUGAUCCUUGAAGUCUUGCUACGACCCUUGCUCCUUGAAUCCAGUCUCCUCCUUGCCUUUGAUCAUGCUUGUUGUGAGGCAGUGGUGGUAGCAUCCCCUUUAAAGGGAAGAUGUUUGAGUCUUUUCAUACUUUGAAUCACUGCCAGGUUAUUAAAAUGAUUUGAAAGCUC